This is a messenger RNA of Sander lucioperca (pikeperch), 1182 nucleotides long. It is a transcript of the gene tspan2a, whose product is annotated as tetraspanin 2a. The transcript has 9 exons. NCBI's taxonomy places the organism in Eukaryota, Metazoa, Chordata, Actinopteri, Perciformes, Percidae. Gene Ontology annotation, cellular component: membrane. The coding region runs from base 188 to 850 and encodes 220 amino acids. The record is from RefSeq and is a predicted model, not a curated record.
GCCGCGGAUGGGCGGCGCAAGCCAGCGUGCGAGCGAUCAGCCAGUGCAGCUUUGUGCGCAUGUUCUGCUUGGAUGUGUAACUGUGCAGCUCAUCAUCAUUACAUGGUUGAUGUCCAACUGGAAGACGCGAAUAUUUGCAGAAUAACAGCGUUCAGAGAUCGGAAAUAUCGACAAAUCAGGUGACAUCAUGAGCAAAGUGCAGGGAGGGAUGAAAUGCGUGAAAUAUCUGCUUUUCAUGUUCAACUUCAUCUUUUGGCUGUCGGGCCUGUUGGUGCUGGCUGUGGGACUUUGGCUCAGGUUUGACCCAGAAACAGUGGAGCUCCUGACGGGUGAUAGCGCCCCUGACACCUUCUUCAUAGCUGUGUACAUCCUUCUCAGUGCAGGAGGGUUGAUGAUGAUCGUCGGGUUUUUUGGUUGUUUUGGGGCUGUACGUGAGUCUCAGUGUCUUCUUGCAUCGUUCUUUGCUUGCCUUCUGAUAAUCUUUGGAGCAGAGGUUUCCGCUGGUGUGUUUGGAUUCAUGAACAAGGAACAGAUUGUUGAGGAAGUCCAAAAGUUUUACAGCAGCUCCUACAGCGCUGACCUCUCCAAUCCGAAUGGCACCGCAAUCGCAUUAAUUUACCACAAAACUCUGAACUGUUGUGGAGGUUCCGCAUCGGACACGUCUAACACACUUUGUGAAGAGGCCGACACGAACACCCAGGACUGUCUCACUGCAAUAACAGACUUCUUCAAUGAAAAGCUGCAUAUUAUUGGAUACGUUGGGAUUGGGAUCGCAGGAGUAAUGAUCAUAGGAAUGAUCUUCAGUAUGGUUCUGUGUUGUGCCAUCAGGAACAACAGGGAGGUUUUAUAGAUGAGUGAUCUGGUGGGGGAGUUCACUGAAUAUCACAAAGAGAGAGUACAAUACAUCCCAGUUGUCUGCGGGCCAAAUUCCACACAAUACGCUGGAUCGUUAUCUUCACACCUUCUCCUCAACUCCACCAGCACUGAAAAUGUAUUUCUCUGUUCUUUUCUGUAACACAUGCUCUGCAUUUUGGCACAACUCUGUGACAUUCCUCAGUUUUAACAUAUUUUUGUUACACAGUGCUGCACUGUAGCUACAACACAGUACAUGAAGCCUUCUUUGACACAGGAAUGUUGUGGCUGCUGUAAAUAUGGACAGCUAUUUUAUGCACCUACUCUUAA